Molecule: messenger RNA, 1070 nt
Organism: Neogale vison (American mink)
Lineage: Eukaryota; Metazoa; Chordata; Mammalia; Carnivora; Mustelidae
Gene: PLGRKT
Product: plasminogen receptor with a C-terminal lysine
Exons: 6
Coding region: 261-704 (147 amino acids)
Biological process (GO): positive regulation of plasminogen activation
Cellular component (GO): plasma membrane
Source: RefSeq, a predicted model, not a curated record
GCCAUCUAGUCCCGCCCGAGGCUCCGCCCGGCGAGUCCCCAUCCAGUCACGAUCAACGGGACCCCCGGGGUCUGCAGGCCUUUGCAGCGAGUACGGUCUCUCCGCACCUCCGCCACCUGCUGCCCAGUGUGGUUUCUGUUGAGGAAAACAGGGAAGUUCUUCAACCUGCUUGGAUUUUACCUUUAACCCUUGGGAGUGUUCUCUAACACAUCCAAAAUACCAUCCAGACCCAAGAAACCAAGGUCCAAAACCAGGUCAAGAUGGGAUUUAUAUUUUCAAAAUCCAUGAGUGAAAACAUGAAAAACCAACAGGAGUUUAUGCUUAUGAAUGCUCGACUCCAGCUGGAAAGGCAGCUAAUGAUGCAGAAUGAAAUGAGAGAAAGACAAAUGGCCUUGCAGAUUGCUUGGUCUCGGGAAUUCCUUAAAUAUUUUGGAACUUUUUUUGGCAUUGCAGCCAUCUCUUUAACAGCUGGAGCAAUAAGAAGGAAGAAGCCAGCCUUCCUCUUCCCUAUUAUUCCAUUAAGCUUCGUCUUCACCUACCAGUAUGACUUAGGAUAUGGAACCCUUCUACAAAGAAUGAAAGGUGAAGCUGAGAACAUAUUGGAAACAGAAAAGAGUAAGUUGCAGCUGCCAAGAGGCACGAUCACUUUCGAAAACCUUGAAAAAGCCAGAAAGGAACAAAGUAAAUUCUUCACAGAAAAAUGAGAUCAUGUUUACCCACCAAAUCUCAAAACACAUAAUUGUUGACUUGAAUCAUGGUUUUUACAACUUUUUAGGUGCUUGAGAUUUUGAUAUGAUUAUUUUAUUUUAAAAUAUAAAAAUGCAAGAUGGGUUUUGUUAAACUAUUAAAAAAAUUAUAGCAUCAACGCAAAAUCAUGGAGGUACUCUAAAUAACUUUCAUAUUUCCUAUGUAUGUGUGUAUUACAAAUAUCUAAAUGUAUAAUUAAUAAAAUUAUAUUGUUUUGAAUUUCUGGAAGCAAAUGUCCUGCUGCUCUCAUUUCUCUCUCACACACUUUUCCCAUCACAUGUAUUUCCCACAGAUACUUAUUUUAUUUUGAUAUUUCAAUUGAG